CUUGUUCUGCUUCUGGGGCUUUGGAUUCAGCUGGGUGGUGUAGGAGUAAAAUUAUGUUUGUUGAUGUAGGUUAAGCCUGUAAAACCUUUUGGCACUAAGUUUCUAUUUCCUAAUUUAGUUCUGCAUAAUCAAAUAUAAGCUUGCAUGCUUCUACUUCAGAUUUCUCUAUGCUGUCGGCCCAAGAUAAAGUUGUUGCUAGUAUCUCUGAUCCUAUUUUCUCUUCCUCUUUACAUCAGGCAGUUCAGUAAUUAAGCCAACAUGUGGCUUGGCUGCUGUAUGGGUUUUUGUCUAAAUGCAUUUAUGCCGUCUCUGUACAUGACAAGAUUUACAGACAAACUAAAAUCAAAGCAUUCAAUAACAAAAUAACAAAACCAGUAUUGUUGCUAGAUGCUGUUCCUGUAAGCCGAUAAUAACUUUUUUUGUUGUAUACAAUUUUUAACAGUCAUUCUCAUUACUUUCUCUUUGCUGAAUACAGUAAUUGUUGUUGUCAUUCAGUACAGUAUUGCAAAAUACAGUUAGUGAGGAACUGAAUUUGUUGUUAAAAUCAGAAACCAGCCGAAACCUUGAAGAGCUGUACAUAGUGGAUAUUGAGUAUUUAUUGAGUUUAGGCAGUCUUGUCCUAUUAGACCAAACCUUAUCCUUAAAAAAACUACAUUAGACCUUAACUUCAUAAUCUUUUACCAAAUGUAAAGUUCUGAAGAUUUACAAACCUCUGAUGGUGAACAUCUUAAUACUUUUGUUUUAAUCAUUUUCUUAACAUAAAGAAUAUCGUUUUUAUCAUUUGAUUAUUAUUUAUUUUAAAGCUGUUAAUCUGGGACAGAUUGGUUUGUUGGCUCAGGAAUAAACUGACUGAAUUUCAUUUGGCCUCUUUAAACCAUUUUGUCAGCAAGGCGCAAAAUAUUUUUGCAAUUUUUGUUGCUAAAAUGUUUUCUUUAUGUGCUGAAAUGUGAUCUUUUAUCUUAUUUAUCUUAUGAUGAUUGUUUUUUUAAUUGUUGGUGGCUGUUUUAUUAAUCCUGUCCAAAAAAGUACUAUGAAAACACAAUUUUUCUUCUGUCUAGUAAAUAUGUUACCUGUUAUGUUUAACUUUGAAACAUAUGACCACUGUCAGAAAAAAUAAAAAAAAUUGUCCCAUGCUGUUACUGUGGCAGUACCCCCUUUUAAAAGGUCCUAACGUCACCAGAGGGUACAGAUACAUAUACAUUUGGUAUCAAUAUGUAGCCUUACUUUGUGGUUAUAAGUAUGCACUUCUGUUCUGAAGUAGAGUUUGUUAUGUUACCAAAAUUUCAGUAUUUGGUACCAAUACCAGUAAAAAAUUGCAGUUCUUGGUACCAAUUUUGGUACCCAAAGCACAGGUUUCAAACACGGCUGCUCAUGCUCAAUUGUCGCGACUCACGUCUUUUUGUUGCGUCUAUGAAAAGUUUUUUAACUUACAGCCUGAACCUGUGAAACCCGGUUCUGCAGUGUUACAAAGUUGUACUUUUGGAAAGGGUGCCGCCACAAUGACAGCUACAAAAAUCUUUUUUUUUCUAACAAUGUAACUAGGAAUGAGUUCUCAUUAUGUGUGUAAAUAUCUGUAAAUGUAGUAAUGUUCUGCUUGCUGUAACACUUUCUGUGUUAUAAAAAUUAUUUAUUUAUGGAGUCAAUUAGUUUCAGUCAAUUUUUGCACCUCUUGUCAAUGCAUGACAGAUGAUUAAGUGUAGAAAGACAGAUGAAUAAUGAGAUUGAUCAUUUUGUUGGGGAGAUUGUUCUAGAGCUUUAUCUAGUCCUCCAUAAAGACACAUCUGAACAACUUUCCCACGACGACAGGACGGUUUCGUGAAAACCGAGCCGGCUGCUCAACGACUGGAGCGUCUGAGGAAAGAACGGCAGAAUCAGAUCAAGUGUAAAAACAUUCAAUGGAAAGAAAGAAGCUCAUCUCAGUCAGCAGACGACUUAGGCUUGCUGUUUGAAAAGAAGGACUUUAAGGAUCGGUCCCGGAGUACGGGCAGUAAAUCCAUGCUUUCCCUGCGGCUUGAACAGUGUCCUCAACAGCUCAACAACCCUUUUAAUGAAUACUCCAAAUUUGAUGGCAAGGGCCAUGUCGGUACAACGGCAACCAAAAAAAUUGACGUCUACCUCUCAAUGCAGUCGACCCAAGAAAAGCUUCACCCCAUGACGGUGGUCACCAUGGCCAACGCUCGGGUUCAUGAUCUCAUCGGGCUCAUCUGCUGGCAGUACACGUCUGAGGGUCGUGAACCCAAGCUUACUGAAAAUGUCAACACUUACUGUCUGCACAUUGCUGAAGACGAUGGCGAGGUGGACACAGAUUUCCCACCGCUGGAUUCCAAUGAGCCCAUUCAUAAGUUUGGCUUUAGCACAUUGGCUCUGGUUGAGAAGUACUCGUCUCCUGGACUGGGACCCAAACAGUCGCUCUUCGUUCGAAUAAACGCCGCUCACGGGUUCUCCCUGAUCCCAGUGGAUAGUCUGAAAGUGAGCAUGAAGGAAAUCUUACAGAAGGCUCUUAAGAAGAGAAAGGGCUCACAGAAAGGCUCAGGUCCAAUGUAUCGUCUGGAGAAACAGACAGAACCCAAUGUGGCGGUGGAUCUGGACAGCACGCUGGAGAACCAGAACACGCUUGAGUUCUGCUUAGUCCGAGAAAACAGUUCUCGAGGUGAGGAGAGCUCAGAGGAAGAUCCACCCAUAGACAUCACUACGGUACAGGACAUGUUGAGCAGUCAUCACUACAAGUCCUUCAAGAUUUGCAUGAUCCACAAACUCCGCUUUACCACUGACGUACAGCUAGGAAUAUCUGGAGAAAAGGUGGAAAUCGAUCCCGUCACCAAUCAGAAGACCAGCACAAAGUUCUGGAUCCGACAGAAGCCUAUCUCCAUCGACUCAGACCUGCUGUGUGCAUGUGAUCUGGUGGAGGAGAAGAGUCCAAAUCAUGCAAUAUUCAAGCUCACAUAUCUAAGCAACCACGACUACAAAGCGCUUUACUUUGAAUGUGACGCUGCUACAGUCAACGAGAUUGUGCUUAAAGUGAACUACAUCCUGGAGUCUCGUGCCAGCACUUCCAGAGCGGAUUAUUUUGCGCAGAAACAACGCAAACUGAACCGCCGCACUAGCUUCAGUUUUCAGAAGGAUAAGAAGUCGGGCCAGUAGCGCUGACAGCCGAAUCGACUCGCCGUCUCAACCAAUCAGAGAGUGAGAUGCGUCUAUGAGACAGGGCGAAUAUGAAGCACAGACGGAUGGGUUAAAAAAAAGAGUGAGUCAAAGAUAAAGGGACAUGUUUGAAAGAGUGUGUUGAUGAGUAUCAAUCAUAUCAAAGCACUAAAGCGCUCUCUGCUGUCACUGGAGGAUGUACUAGUGAACGAUUAUUGCCAUCAACCCAGAACCACACAAACAUCCGUCAGGUCCUGGAGAACUUAACAAGCUGCUGUCCGCAUCAAAGACUUCUUUCUACUGCCUACAAACCAUCUGUACAGAAACUCACAUCACACACACACACACACGUGUAACUCUUAUUAGCCAUCCUGCCGGAUCAAAACAUGCAUCGUACACUGAGAUGCAAAGGCAUUGCUUUCUUUUAUAAUGAAUAUGUAAAUAGUAACCACGUUCAGGGUGGAAUGAUAAAAACCCUCUUUGGCCAUAGUUCUUCAGUGCCUGCUAUUGAACUAUAGGACUUUAUGUCGCCUUCAAAACGUUUUUACCAACAGAGGGCAAUGACAGAUUUUUAAUGAUCAAAUAUGAUAAUUCUACUUUUUACUGUGAUGUUUGAUGUUUUUUUCCUCUGCAUCAUUUCUUCGGAUGAAAUUAAGCAACCAAAUGCUGUGGCUUUUGGUUGGUCCUCUCGGGCUGCGAUGGGAAUGUAUUUCAGCACAUUUCUUUGUAAAUGUUAAAGCUAACAUUAUUUCAUCUGUGUGUGCAGAGAUAGGUUUGUUCUCUGGACCGAUCGGAUGGGUUUCUUUCCAUCAUUGAGAGAAACUCACGUACUUUAACUCCACUUUAAAAGCUGCUCUUAUUCAACUGGAUUCAGGGUGCAUGUUUAUCCAAAUCUGUUCUGACUCAGGUUUCCCACUGCCAUAUUGUCUGAUCUUGGUUUAUUUUUUUGUAAUAUCUGUCAAAGGCUCAGAGCGAGGCUCGGUUCGGCUCUGAUUGAUGCUCGUGUUCCCGUGAUGGGAGAAGCGCUGAAUAGACAUUUCAAAUAAAACUUUAUUUAUAAUGUUCUGACGACGGGGGGUUUGUCAUGCGGCCUAUGGAAUCAACAAUAUUUGCUACAGUACAUGUAUACUGUAUAUAAGUAGAUUUUCUAAUUAAAGACUGAAUUACGGUA
Messenger RNA from Paramisgurnus dabryanus, 4312 nucleotides. RefSeq names its product MAPK associated protein 1 (gene mapkap1). Gene Ontology annotation, molecular function: phosphatidylinositol-4,5-bisphosphate binding. Gene Ontology annotation, biological process: TORC2 signaling. The record is from RefSeq and is a predicted model, not a curated record. NCBI's taxonomy places the organism in Eukaryota, Metazoa, Chordata, Actinopteri, Cypriniformes, Cobitidae. Gene Ontology annotation, cellular component: cytoplasm; plasma membrane; TORC2 complex.